Molecule: messenger RNA, 1113 nt
Organism: Sphaerulina musiva SO2202
Lineage: Eukaryota; Fungi; Ascomycota; Dothideomycetes; Mycosphaerellales; Mycosphaerellaceae
Exons: 3
Source: RefSeq, a predicted model, not a curated record
AUCUGUCUGAGCUACGGUAUCGAUUUUCAAAACGGUGGUUCAUACUUUAUCGAUGUUCGAUCGAGCGAGAGCUUCACUGUCGUAUCGCAAUUCUCCGGCUGUGAACCCGACACAGCUGCCUACGUUCUCCUCGUCGACAAUAAUACGGGCGAUCAGGUGGAAUGCUCCGGUGUGGCGACCACUCCAGAUUGGACCAACGUGAUAUCGACUUGUCCCAUCGCCAAGAACGAGAUGAGUUCGGGGACAUGGUCUGUGUUGGUCAUUGGUAACAAUGGCGAUGGCUCACCAUAUGCGUGGCAACGCGACUUUGAGCUCACUGUCGGUGUUCCGGUAACCUCAACGACGACGUCGACAGUCACUUUUACUGAGACGAAAACACCAUCGACUACUGUAACUACUACAUCCACCAUUCAAACUACGACUUCAGUGCCGAAUGAAUCCACCAUUACCAUUACCAAACCUGCUGCCACCAAGACCAUCACCAUCACGCCCAGGGCCCAAACAGUCACCAGCACCAAAUGGCUCACCCGCACAGUCAACACAUGGACUUUUACCCAAAGCAAAGUCACCAAGACCAUUCUCCCAACAUGCACCAUUCCCCCUCGACCACCUCACGCCGAUCCUCCCUGCCGAAUUUUCCCCACCAUCAUUCCUCUCCCUCACGGCCUGACCAUUUCCUCCUCCAAAAACAAACCACGAGCAGCAGCAGCAGCAACAGUAGACCCUCCCUCUCUCACGCCCGAAGAAAAAUCCGACCCAACCCCCUCCAUCCAAAAACGUUCCCCCGACGCUCCCACAAUAACCCUCCAAGCGCCCCUCGUCCUCAAUACAACCACAACCUUCCUCUCCCCUUCAACAUCCACUCUCUCCGAAAUUUAUCUCACAACACAAACAAAAACUCUCACCGAUCCACCAAGUACAGUCAUCAAAGCCUCGGGAGGCACGAAAACGGAAUUUACGACGUUACUUCCCACGAAGACGAAGACUGUGACUAGAAUUGGAUAUUCGACGGUGACGAGGACGAGGACGGUCAAAGUUACUUGGACGUUUACGACGACGGGGGAUGUGCCGAGGGCGACCAAGACGGCUUGUAGGGAGGAAGGAGGGAAUUUG